Messenger RNA from Globicephala melas (long-finned pilot whale), 1236 nucleotides. NCBI's taxonomy places the organism in Eukaryota, Metazoa, Chordata, Mammalia, Artiodactyla, Delphinidae. The record is from RefSeq and is a predicted model, not a curated record.
AUGGCGCAACAGGAGCUCACCAUAACUUCCUCCUACAUCAGCUCAUCCCACUGCCUGGGCUGCACCAACACUCCUGGAGCAAGAAACAUCUGUGUCUCCUCCACUGACAUUAGAGACUAGCCUGGGGCAGAGGUCAACAAUGCCCCCCUAUGUCUCUCAGCCACUCUGGCACACGCCAACCGAAUCCCAGUGGGAACAACCCCUCUGGGCUGACCCAGCCUCUGUCUGCACAGCUGCAAUGCCGCCUGCCCCUUGCUGGGGACCUGCCACAUUCCUGGCAACAUCGGAAUCUGCAGGACCUAUGGUGAAGGCUCCCUUAACAGCCAUGAGAAGGAGACCAUGCAGUUCCCGAAUGACCAGCCGGCCAGCUACCUGGAGAAAGUGCGCCACCUGGAGCGGGACAACAUGGAGCUGGAGACCCAGAUCCAAGAGUCGAGCGAAUGCCAUGAGGCCACCAUGUGUCUGGACUAUCAGAGCCACUUCUGCACUAUCGAGGAGCUGCAGCAGAAAAUCCUGUGCGUCAAAUCUGAGAACAAGCAGCUGGUCGUGCAAAUAGACAAUGCCAAGCUGACUGCUGAUGACAAUAGGACCAAGUGGGUGCCAGACGGAGCACUUGCUCUGCCAGCUGGGGAGGGGGCCGACGUCUGUGGGCUGCACAGGGCACUGGACGACCUCACACUCGCCAAGGCCGACCUGGGGGCCCAGCUGGAGUCCCUGAAGGAGGAGCUGCGUUGCCUCAAGAAGAACCACGAGCAGGGAGUCCACGCUCUGAAGUGUCAGCUGGGGGACCAGCUCCGGACUGAGCUGGACGUGGUGCCCGCUGUGGACCUGGGCGGGGUGCUGGAGGAGAUGCGGUGCCCGUACGAGGCCCUGGAGGUAGAGCUGCAGGCUCAGCUCACGCUGAACUGGCUGUGUGAAUCCGGGGCCCGCUUCGGCACUGAGCUGGCCCAGAGGCAGUGCCUCAUCAGCGAUGUGGAGGCUCAGCUGUCGGAGAUCCGGGCUGACCUGGAGCGGCAGAGCCGGGAGUACCAGGUGCUACUGGACGUCAAGGCCUGGCUGGAGGGUGAGAUCGCCACAUGUUGGAACUUUCUGGAGACUGAGGACUGUACGCUCCCCUGCAACAUGUGCGCGACCUCCAGCACCUGUGCGGCCCCUGCAGCCUGUACCCACUGCUCUCCCUGCCUUUUCGGGCCUUCUCGGGCCUCCUGUGGGCCUUGCUCAGAGCCUCGAUGCUGA